AUGUAUACAAGGAUUAAAGGUACAAUAGAUAUAUUCCCAAAGGAGAAGCGAUUGUAUCAAUUCGUUGGUAAUGUAGGUAGACGUGUUGCAGCGAUCUAUGGAUUCAAAGAGAUGUCCACUCCGAUCAUUGAACACACCGAGCUGUUUCAACGAUCGGUUGGCGACGACAGUGAUAUCGUCUCGAAAGAGAUGUAUUCAUUCAAGGAUCUCGGUGGUUCGAUGACUUGUUUACGACCUGAGAAUACAGCAGGUGUAGUUCGUGCGGUGGUCAAUGAGCAAUCGGCUGCACAUAUGCCACAACGAUACUUUUACAGCGGACCUAUGUUCCGUUAUGAACGACCACAACGUGGAAGACAAAGACAAUUCGAACAACUCGGAAUCGAAUCAUUCGGUGAAUCAGAUCCAUCUUCUGACGUCGAAGUAAUCGAUUGUGCCAAUAUGUUUUUAAAUCAAUUAUCUAUUACCAAUGAUAAAUAUACUUUAAAGAUAAAUUCAUUAGGUGAUUUAGAAUCUAGAAGUAAAUAUUUAAAUCAAUUAGAAUUAUAUUAUAAAGAUAGAAGAGAAAGUUUAUCAAAAGAUUCACAGGAUAGAUUGGAUAGAGGAAGUAUUUUGAGAAUUUUAGAUUCAAAAGAUGUAAAAGAUAAAGCUAUCAGUAAAGAUGCACCAAAGUUAUUUGAUUAUCUGAAUAGUGAAAGUUUAGAUAGAUUUAAUAAGGUAUUGAAUGGAUUGGAUAAAUUCGAAUUGAAAUAUCAAUUGGAUCAUAAUUUAGUACGAGGAUUAGAUUAUUAUAAUCAUACUAUAUUUGAGAUGGUUGUUGGCGAUGAAACAACGACAUCAUCGGCACCACCUCUGGCGAUAUUGGGUGGUGGUCGUUACGAUGGUCUGGCCAAUAAGUUUGGUUAUAAAUCACAGAAAUCAGCGGCAUUACCAUCGAUUGGCUGGGCGUGUGGAGUGGAGAGAAUCUUGAUGUUUAUGGAUCAACAGUUGUUAAAGCCAGAGACCAAGCCGAUUGUUGUUUGUACAUUCGAGAGUAACGAAUCGAUCGUUCAGUUGGCAAGAGACAUAGCGAGAACACUUCGACACCAAGGCUAUGCAGUGAUUGUCUCUGAUUUGAAUUUGUCAACCUCCAAACAAAUUAGAAACGCAAAUCAACGUUAUGAACCGGAAGUUGUCAUUGUCGUCGGUGGUGAAGAAGCAUUGACCAACUCUGUACAAAUCAAACACAUGGCAACUGAAUCUAAACAUACCGUCCGAAUUGAAAAAAUUACCGAUCAUCUCACUCAAUUAAAUAUACAAACAAUUGAUCCAAUAAACAAUAUAUGA
Heterostelium album PN500 is the source of this 1323-nucleotide messenger RNA. It is a transcript of the gene mhisS, whose product is annotated as histidine--tRNA ligase. Bases 1 to 1323 code for a protein of 440 amino acids. Gene Ontology annotation, cellular component: cytoplasm. The record is from RefSeq and is a predicted model, not a curated record. The transcript has 3 exons. Lineage: Eukaryota; Evosea; Eumycetozoa; Acytosteliales; Acytosteliaceae. Gene Ontology annotation, molecular function: ATP binding; histidine-tRNA ligase activity. Gene Ontology annotation, biological process: histidyl-tRNA aminoacylation.